Molecule: messenger RNA, 7636 nt
Organism: Osmerus eperlanus (European smelt)
Lineage: Eukaryota; Metazoa; Chordata; Actinopteri; Osmeriformes; Osmeridae
Gene: cenpe
Product: centromere protein E
Exons: 52
Coding region: 73-7524 (2483 amino acids)
Biological process (GO): mitotic cell cycle; microtubule-based movement
Cellular component (GO): microtubule
Molecular function (GO): ATP binding; microtubule binding; microtubule motor activity
Source: RefSeq, a predicted model, not a curated record
GUAAGAGUACAGACUGUCGUUAUGUGUGGGGGAAGAAAAUAAGUAGUGGCGACAAAAGGAAAACCUAUUACAAUGACAGAAGAAUCAGCUGUAAAAGUGUGUGUACGUGUUCGACCUCUCAUAGAAAGAGAAGAGGAGUCAACGGACUCAACAGAGCAUGGACAAGUAUUUUGGAAAGCUGAUAAGCAUUCAAUUCAACAACUGGAUGAUGGAAAUCUUUCUAAAAGCUUCAAUUUUGACCGAGUUUUCAAUUCGGAUGAAACAACCGAUCAGCUCUAUCAAGAACUCGCAAAACCUCUUGUGGUCUCCGCUGUCGAAGGAUACAAUGGAACAAUAUUUGCUUAUGGACAAACUUCCUCCGGAAAGACUUUCACUAUGAUGGGGAGCGAUCUUAUUCCAGGAGUAAUACCCUUAGCCAUGGAGGAUGUAUUCCAUACUAUCAAAAAUUGGCCAAAGAAGGAGUUCUUAUUGAGAGUGUCCUACAUGGAAAUCUACAAUGAAACUGUCACAGAUCUGCUAUGUGACAGUUGGAAAAGGAAGCCGUUAGAAAUCCGUGAAGGGAACAAUAAAACUGUUUAUGUGGCAGACCUAACAGAGGAACUGGUGACAUCCCCUAACCAAGCCCUUGCGUGGAUUCGAAAAGGAGAAAAGAACCGUCACUACGGAAAGACUAAGAUGAACCAACGGAGCAGUCGAUCACACACCAUUUUUCGCAUGAUAAUCGAAAGCCGUGAGAGUAGUGACAACUCGUCUGGUGAAAAUGCAGAUGGAGCUAUUAUUGUAUCCCAUCUGAAUCUGGUUGACUUGGCGGGAACUGAGCGGGCCAGCCAGACUGGAGCUGAAGGCACACGCUUCAAGGAGGGAUGUAAUAUCAACCGCAGUCUGUUCACCCUUGGUCAAGUCAUCAAAAAGCUGUCUGAUGAAAGCCAGAGGGGUUUCACCAACUACAGGGACAGCAAGCUGACGCGAAUACUGCAGAACUCCUUGGGUGGAAAUGCGAAAACGGUCAUCAUCUGCACCAUCACCCCAGCAACCAUCGAAGAAACUGUCAGCACCCUUCAGUUUGCCAGCGCAGCGAAGAAGAUGAAGAACGACCCGCACGUCACAGAAGUCUCUGACGAGGGCGCUCUUUUGAAAAGAUACAGGAAUGAAAUUGUGGAUCUCAAACGACGCCUUAAUGAGGUUUCUUCGGGCACUCAAACGACGGAGUCGCUGUCCCAGCUUCUGCAAGAGAAGGAUCAGCUGCAAAGAGAACAACAGGACAGGAUUAAAAAUCUGACCCAACUUCUUGUAACCAGCUCGAACUUUGUUCCAGUCAAAAAGGUUCCAAAACGGAGAGAGACCUGGGGUGGAAAGCUACUGAGGGCUCCACACCCACUUGACUUUAACGUUGGAAAUAUUGGCAGUUAUGUUGAGCCUUUCUUCAAAAAGCGAAAAGCCAGCAUGUUGACAGAGCAGAAUGAAGACGGAGAGGACAUUGAUUUGCGUUGGUAUGUUCCUGAUGAGUCGACUUUUGAUAUGGAGAUGGAUCAAAGCUGCGUGACAAUGCGCAGCCAUUUAGAAAAUGGAUCUCCUCAAAGAGUCAGCGAGUUGUCUGACAAGGUCUCUUGUCUGGAGCAACUGCUUGAAACUGAGAUUCAGCAGAAACAGGACGCCAUGGAAAAGUUCCAGGAUAUGGACAUGAAAAUGGUUGAUCUAGAGCAAAAACUUGAAACUGAGAUCAAGCAGAAACAGGACGCCAUGGAAAAGUUCCAGGAUAUGGACUUGAAAAUGGUUGAUCUUGAGCAAAAACUUGAAACUGAGAUCAAGCAGAAACAGGAGGCCAUGGAAAAGUUGCAGGUUAUGGACAUAAAAGUGGUAGAUCUGGAGAAACGUCUGGAGGAAAAUUCCCAAAUGGCCAACGAAGAUGAGACACAGAUGAAGCGAGAAUUUGGGGAUUCCUUACAAUUGUGUGAGACUCUAAUGGCUGAAAAGGCAAUUACCUCUUCUGAGUGUGAUUAUCUCAAGCAAGAGCUUGGCAUCUUCAUAGAGCAGACAAAGCGCUUGGAGAAAGACAAUUCUGCCCUCCAACAGGAGCUGAAGGCCAGGAAGGAAAUGGAUGAAUUUAAAUCUCUGGAAGAGGAGUGCAAAAAGGAAUACGAGAGAGAACUGCAGAAUGAAAUCUCCACUCUUAAGAAGACCAUGGAGACCUCUGAACUCAAAUGUCAAGAGCUCAAAGCCAGUUUGGAAACCAUGUCAGAAGAGCUCAAGGAGAAGUCCGACUGGGCCGAGGAGCUGCAAAUUCUGAGCGACAAGGACCUGGUCCAGCAGGUGAAGCAGCUGCGGCGCUCUCUGGAUGACGCCGAGGGCCUGAGUCUCGACACCAAGAAGGAAUGGGCCUUUUUACGCAGUGAGAACAUCUCACUCAAGGAGAGGGAUGUGACCCUGACUGCCGACGAUGAGAAGAUGAGAGCGGAGGUGAACAGACUUCGCCAUCAGCUGGAGUCGGAGAAGUCUCGCUUCAAAAAAAUGCAGUCGGACCUCCAACGGGAGUUGCAGGACGUAUUCGACGAGAACACCAAGCUCACCACUCUGCUGGACGGAAAAGUCCCCAGAAAUCUCAUAGAUAGUGUUGAACUUGAAAGAACGGUUUCUGAACUCAAGAAGGAGCUUCAGGCCUGUCGUGAGGAAGAGGGAACCCUGCAAGCUAAGUUGGACCAUCUCGCUGGGCUCCAGGACCUUCCGGAUCAGGUGGACGGUUUGACGAAACAGGUAUGGGACCUGACUGAGAAGCUCUGUGGGGUCCAGGCAGAGAGAGAUGGUUUGGUGUCUGCCAGCGCCGGCCGUGACGAGGAGAUUCUGCGGCUCCAGGAGAGUCUCCAGGCUGGUCAGGAGCAGCUGGAGAGUCUCCAGGCUGACCUUAGCAGCGCGGCGCUGAGGGAGAACAGCCUCGACCUGCAGCUCUCUGAGGCCAACACCCAGCUGGAGAAUCUUCGCGAGGAACUGGAGUGCUCUUUGGCGCACAACAGCCAGCUUUUGACCGUGGAGGAAUCCAACUUGAGACUUGAAGAGAGUCAGAGGCAACAAGCAUCCGUUGAAGAGAAACUCGGGGAAGUUCAAGAGCUUGUGAAAGUCUUGGAGGAGAAGAUUGCGGAUGGAGAAUCUGUCAGCGGUAGAGAGGAACAUUCUGGAAAGAUAUUGGAAGAACAGAUCAAGCAGUUGGGUGAGGAGCUGGAGAGUGUUCGAGAGGAGAGAGACCGUCUCCUGUCUGAGAAGACAGACACUCAACAGAAUCACUCAGAGGAGCUGGAGGAACUGUUCUCUAAAGUGACUUCUCUCACCGAGGAGAGAGACCGUCUCCUGUCUGAGAAGACAGACACUCCUCAGAAUCACUCAGAGGAGCUGGAGGAACUGUUCUCUAAAGUGACUUCUCUCACCGAGGAGAGAGACCGUCUCCUGUCUGAGAAGACAGACACUCCUCAGAAUCACUCAGAGGAGCUGGAGGAACUGUUCUCUAAAGUGACUUCUCUCACCGAGGAGAGAGACCGUCUCCUGUCUGAGAAGACAGACACUCCUCAGAAUCACUCAGAGGAGCUGGAGGAACUGUUCUCUAAAGUGACUUCUCUCACCGAGGAGAGAGACCGUCUCCUGUCUGAGAAGACAGACAGUCCUCAGAAUCACUCAGAGGAGCUGGAGGAACUGCUCUCUAAAGUGACUUCUCUCACCGAGGAGAGAGACCAGCUGCAGGAGAUACUGGAGGGAGUGAGGGAGGAGAGGAACCAAUUUAAGAUGGACAUACAAGAAAAUGUGGAGAUGAUGAUUGAAAAUCAAGAAGAACUAAGGGCAGCCCUCGAGAGGAAUCGCGAACAACAGAAGAGGAUUAAACAGUUGGAGACGGCCCCGAGUCCUCUCCUGAGCAACCUGGGCAGUGAAGACAGCCUGCCGGAGGAGCUGCAGACUCGCAUAAGACAGUUGGGUGAGGAGCUGGAGAGUGUUCGAGAGGAGAGAGACCGUCUCCUGUCUGAGAAGACAGACACUCCUCAGAAUCACUCAGAGGAGCUGGAGGAACUGCUCUCUAAAGUGACUUCUCUCACCGAGGAGAGAGACCAGCUGCAGGAGAUACUGGAGGGAGUGAGGGAGGAGAGGAACCAACUCAAGAGCGACGUAGAGGAGAUGGAGAUGUGUGUGGUGACUAGCUCAUUGAACCGUCAUGGUGAGGACAAUGUCAAACAGCAGCUGUCCUCUGACCAGCAGAACCAGACUUCAGAUAACAGCUCUUUACUGCAAGAGCAGAUGAAGGCUAUUAGCGAGGAGCUGGAGAGUGUUCGAGAGGAGAGAGACCGUCUCCAGUCGGAGAAGACAGACGGUGCUCAGAAUCACUCAAAGGAGCUGGAGGAACUGCUCUCUAAAGUGACUUCUAUCACCGAGGAGAGAGACCAGCUGCAGGAGAUACUGGAGGGAGUGAAGGAGGAGAGGAACCAACUCAAGAAAGACGUAGAGGAGAUGGAGAUGUGUGUGGUGACUAGCUCAUUGAACCGUCAUGGCGAGGACAAUGUCAAACAGCAGCUGUCCUCUGACCAGCAGAACCAGACUUCAGAUAACAGCUCUUUACUGCAAGAGCAGAUGAAGGCUGUUAGCGAGGAGCUGGAGAGUGUUCGAGAGGAGAGAGACCGUCUCCAGUCUGAGAAGACAGACGGUGCUCAGAAUCACUCAGAGGAGCUGGAGGAACUGCUCUCUAAAGUGACUUCUCUCACCAAGGAGAGAGACCAGCUGCAGGAGAUACUGGAGGGAGUGAAGGAGGAGAGAAACCAACUCGAGAAGGAACUAGAGCAGAAUAUAGAGUCUGUUGUGCAGGUCCACGCAGAGCUGAAACAGCAGCAGCAUCUGAACUCUGAACUCCAGAGUGCACGAGAGCAACGAGAGGUUCAGCUCCAGCAGCAGAUCAAGGAUCUGGAAGAGGAGCUAGCCACAGUGCAGGCAGAGAAGAGCCAGCUGAAGACUGACCUGGAGGAGAAUAUGGAGAUGGCCAGGGAGAAUCAGGGACUCUUGUCCUGUCUUCAAGAGGAACACAGGCAGUGCGGCUCUGAUCUCGAGGAGAAGGAGACUCUGCUACGACAACAGACGAAGGAGCUGAGCGAGGAGCUCGAUGGUUUCCGAGUAGAGAGAGACCGCCUCCGGGCCGAGCUGGAGGAGCUGCUCUUCAAAGUGACUUCCAUCACCGAGGAGAGAGACCAGCUGCAGGAGAUACUGGAGGGAGUGAGGGAGGAGAGGAACCAGCUCAAGAGAGACCUUGAGGAGGCAGAGGAAAGAAUGGUCAAGGCCCAGGAGGACUUGAGAGAGCAGCAAGAUCUCCAUAAUGAAGGAGAAGAACGAGAGGUCCAAAUGAAACAGCAGAUAGAGCAGCUGGAGUUGGAGCAGGGGAGUCUGAGAGAGGAGAAGGCAGAGCUCCAGAGAGACCUGCAGGAUAACGUGCACAUGGUUCUGCAGGUCCAGUCUUCCCUCAGAGAACAGCAGCAUGUCAGAGAAGAGGAGCAGGCUGAGACGGAACAUAAGGAGGCCCAGUUCAAGCUACAGUUGAGGAAACUAGAGGAGAACAUACAAGCCCUCAAAGAGGCCGAACUCCAUUUGGAAUCGGAGGCGGAGAGCUCACAUCAGCUGCUUAGCGAGGCCAAGCAGACCAUCCAAGUCCUGACGGAGCAGAUGAAAAGCCUGGAGCACAGCACCAGCGUUGCCAGGACCCCGGGAGAGAGACUGAGCCUGGGACUUGAAGACUCCAGUCAGCAGCUGCAGGACUGCUUUGCGAGGUUUCAGCGGGUGCUGGAUGUGCUAUCACAGGCGGAACUCGCACCCCUGGAGGACGCCACCGUGGUAGAAAACAAACUAUCCUUACUGGUGCUCCCCUAUGUUCCCAAACCCACGAAAAAGCGUUACGGCAGCGUGUACAGAUGCACAGCAGAGGUCAAGCUCGGACUGUUUGAAACAAAGAGUGUGUUGAGAGGCAUCGCUGAGGAUUACCGAUGUGGCUUCGAGGCCCUGGUGAAGCAGGACCUGGCUGUGUUUGAGGAGAGGAGACUCCAGGAUGUUCUGCUGUGCAGAGCCCAGGCUGCCUGCUACUCUGUGAGGGGUGGAGACCUCCAGCAGGGCUGGGAACAGAGACUUUCCAAGCUGAACCACAACAGAGGAGAUUACCUUCAGAAAAUGACCAGAGUUUUGGAGAAGCUUGAAAAGAACGUUGCUGCUUUCACGGGCGCCAUGACAGAGCAGCUCAGAACAUGGCAGCUGGCCACCCAGGCCCUGAGAGCCGUGUGUGAGAUCCAGCCAGCGGACCCAGCUGCUGUGGAGAGAUACCUGCAGAGAGAGCUGCCUCUCCGCUCCUCUGCUGCCCAGCACAGGAGGACGGCCCUCCAGGGACUGCAAGAUGAGCACCAGGAUCUGCGGGUGGAGCUGAAGCAGGCUGAAGAGAGAGCUGCUGUUCGGAUGAGAGAGGAGAGGAGCAAGACCUUCACUCUGCUGCAGGGGCUGGACAAGGCCCCCGUCCAGACUGAAGUAGAGCUCCUCAACACCAACCAGCGACUGGCCCAGCAGCUGGAGCAAGCCGAGACAGAAAUCCAGGUGAUGCAGCACAGGGUGGUUCAGCUGGGGGACGCUCAGAGGAAGGACGAGGACAGGGUCUCCGCACACCAACGGGCUUCCCAGAGGCUCCAGGCUCAGCUGCAGGACGCCUGCGCCCAGGUCCAGGAGAAGGAGGCCGCUAACCACACCCUCAGAGACAGACUGAGGAAGACCGAGGCUGAGGGAAUGCUGCCUCCCAGUGUCAUGGAGAUGAAGGCCAGAGUGGUGAAGAUGGAGGUUGAGAUGACGGCGUCGUCCACCAAACACCAAGACGAGAUCCUGAGGAUGACCACGAUGCUGAACCAUAAGGAGGAGGCCCUGAGGAAACUGAGAGAGACACUGAGGAAGACCCAGCAGGAAGACGAGCAGUCAUUUGUCAUGGAGGGAAAGGAACUUCACGCUCGACUGACCACCACCAGAGGGCGCACUCUCCAAAGCAGCGUUUCCCAGGAGAAGAGCAAGCUGGAGGAGGAAGUGGCUCAGCUACAGCAGAGGAUCAAGGACCUGGAGAGCUUGGUGUCCAGUCAACACACUGAAAUGUCUAAAUGGAAGGAUAGAGCCCUUAAACUGAAGGGGAGGAGGAGAGAGGUGUUUGACAAGUCUCCAAGCACUCCCACCAAGACACGUCUGCCUGCCAUGUCCGAGGGCCUGUUCCUCGGGUCGCCUAAGAGAGGCCAGGAUUCUACUAAACCCUCCAUCCUCGACUCUCCCAAAAGCAAGUUUUUUGAUGCUCGACCGGGUUCUGAGAUCAGUUUCAGCCAUCCCAACCAGUUCUUCGAUAACUCCCGCCUGGAGACCAUUCCAGAGAUUGCAUGCAUUCCUGUCAAAGCUGAUGUGGAUUAUGGAGAUGAAUAUGCAGAGCAGGCUGAAGAUAAAAAAGAAGAAUGGUGGCCGCUGUCACCUAAACAAGAAGAAACAUGCAAAACGCAAUAAAUUCUCGACCUUUUUAGAUACCUUUUAAAUUGUACACGUAUUUAGCAAAUCUUCUGUUAUUGUUCAACGUCCUAAUGUUGUGUUUUCAAUAAUAAAGAGUUUGUUUCAACUG